Molecule: messenger RNA, 796 nt
Organism: Chanos chanos (milkfish)
Lineage: Eukaryota; Metazoa; Chordata; Actinopteri; Gonorynchiformes; Chanidae
Gene: pafah1b3
Product: platelet-activating factor acetylhydrolase, isoform Ib, gamma subunit
Exons: 7
Coding region: 96-767 (223 amino acids)
Cellular component (GO): cytoplasm
Molecular function (GO): platelet-activating factor acetyltransferase activity
Source: RefSeq, a predicted model, not a curated record
CGAAAUCAUAGCUUUCAUAAAACAUACCCAUAUAUCCAGCUAACUUUACAGUUAACUUUUCAAAUCAACAGAGGAGCUACAAAGCAGCAACAGCGAUGAGCUGCAGCGAUUCAAACCCAGCGGCCACGCCCACUCCCUGCCAGGACACACAGGGGGAUGGCCGAUGGAUGUCAUUGCAUAACCGUUUUGUGUCAGACAGUAAAGGGAAGGAGCCAGAUGUGCUGUUUGUUGGAGAUUCUCUCGUUCAGUUCAUGCACGAGUUUGAGGUCUGGAGGAAGCUCUUUUCUCCGUUACAUGCUCUGAAUUUUGGGAUUGGAGGAGAUGCCACUCAACAUGUUCUGUGGCGACUGAGUAACGGAGAGCUAGACCACAUCAAUCCAAAGGUGGUGGUGUUAUGGGUGGGGACUAAUAAUCAUGGACACACAGCAGAACAGAUCAGUGCAGGAAUACAGGCCAUCAUCAGCGUCAUCAACCACAAACUACCCAACGCUCACACUGUAGUACUCAGUGUACUCCCCAGGGGCAGGAGUCAGAACCCUCUGCGUGAGAGGAAUGCGGCUGUGAAUACGCUGUUGAAGGAGGCACUGCUGUCUGUAAGCCACGCCUCCUUCCUUGAUGUGGAUUGUGGCUUUGUCCAAUCAGAUGGCACCAUUGCUCAUCAGGACAUGUAUGACUACCUUCACCUUACUCCACAGGCCUACAACAGAGUCUGUCAGCCUAUACACACACACAUACAAGCUUUACUGAACACACACACACAAAACUAACACACACAAACACACACAGGCCUACAACA